Molecule: messenger RNA, 1553 nt
Organism: Neltuma alba
Lineage: Eukaryota; Viridiplantae; Streptophyta; Magnoliopsida; Fabales; Fabaceae
Exons: 6
Coding region: 105-1127 (340 amino acids)
Cellular component (GO): plastid-encoded plastid RNA polymerase complex
Source: RefSeq, a predicted model, not a curated record
UCUGGCUCUGUUCCCAUUUCCCAACAAGUCUAUCCGACAUUCCGACUACACUCCGCCCGAGCGGUGAACCCCGAACCAGAGCUCGUGCACCCCCUCCAAAAUCCAUGACCACCAACCCCACCUCUUUAUUCCUCUUCUCCUCACCUCCUCUAUCUCCAAAGUUGUUCACUUCGACCUUUUCACUACCCGCACCCUCUCAUGCCCCUCCACCCGUCUUCUCUUUACCCUUUAAAUCCCAUUCCAUUUUAAACCUGCCUGUGGUGGCCUCUCCUUCUAGGAAAAACCCAUUUUUGGUACGUUCCGACGAUGGCGACGGCGACGCCGCUGGCCCCGAUGACUAUGAGAUGAUGGAUCCGGACGAAAUGGAGGAGGUGGACAACAAGAAGGACUUUGAAAUCGAGUACGACCCAUUAUCUGGCGCUUUGGCGCCUUCCGCUUCUGGUGGUGACGAGGACAUUGAGAUGGUGCAGAGCAAGAGCUUCGUGUCAACGCAGGGAUGGGAUUCGGAGAUGGUCGUGGAUUACAGAAUUAAUGAAGAAGAGUUUCACAAGAUAAGCUUGCUUGACUGCGACUUCUUUAUAAGGAAGCCACCGGACCCCGAUAACGAUGUCUUUGAUUUUAGGGAGAUGUAUGUUACUCCUCCGGAUACGGACGUUUAUUCAAUUCCUAAGGUUCUCGCUCCAAUGCCUCAGAAGUACAUUCGAUGCGCCAAAAGUGAUUAUGGAUGCUACAAUGUGACUGAGCCACCAAUUGAUGCUCCUCGAGAUCCGCUUUAUAAAACUACAAGGGAGAUCCAGAAGGUCUUCUUGACAAAACACUACAAAAAUCGGAGAUUGGGUGACUCUGAGUUUGUUCUGGAUUUUGAAGAAAUUUACGUUAUUGAUUCAAAAUCCAAGUCAAUCACGAGAGCAAAAGUUCUGGUGACAGCUCCAGGGGGAAGAAAUAGAGAUAGAAAGAGUGACUUGCUUGUUGUACGAGAUAACGGGAACUCUUUCAAAAUAAUUCACGCGAGUGAAAAAGAUGAUCCAACCACUGUGAUAGAAAGGGAGGAGUGGGACAAAACCAGACGAGACAUGGAGAGACACCUUAGCAAGCUUCGAGACUUCAGCGUUUCUAAUUGGUUUUGAUUAACUGUUAACAGCACGUCGCAGUGGAAGACUGCCCCAUGGCCUAUCAAUGCGUCUUAGUGGAAAAUGUGUUGAGGCAAUUAAACCAAGGACGGACGAUAAAUGGAGUUAUCUCGAUCGUAGUCAUUGCGAAGUAAUAUGCUGUAUCCUCUUCCAUUUUGUAAUUUGGAUGGCCCUGCGACGCCAUUUGCUUACCGAUCCCAAUAUCACCGUCUCUUGUACGUUCUGAUGUAAUCAUUGGCGAGAGUUCCGAGCCUCUGUACACUAUCAAUUUGAUCCGCAAAGAGUUCUGAGCCUUUGAACACCGAUCCCACCAUUCUAUGACACGUGACACCUGUACCAUGUGGUUGAGGCUUGUAGUUGAAACCAUUCAAUUUUGGGCAAGUUUGGCUAUAAUGAAAUAUUGAUUUGAUCCGCGAACAUUAA